Molecule: messenger RNA, 1830 nt
Organism: Phycodurus eques (leafy seadragon)
Lineage: Eukaryota; Metazoa; Chordata; Actinopteri; Syngnathiformes; Syngnathidae
Gene: drc2
Product: coiled-coil domain containing 65
Exons: 9
Coding region: 87-1391 (434 amino acids)
Biological process (GO): axonemal dynein complex assembly; cilium-dependent cell motility; regulation of cilium movement
Cellular component (GO): axoneme; axonemal dynein complex
Source: RefSeq, a predicted model, not a curated record
UGGCGGAUGGUGUGCUCGGUGGUCACCAUGGAAACGAGACGCAAACAUUGCAAGCCGGAGCGCGUGGACGAGUGAGGAAGAGGAAGAUGCCGAGGAAGGUGAAGAAAGGAGGCGGGGCGUCGGAGGAGGAAGGGGAGGAGCUUCUUCUGCGACGUCGCCGAGCCCAAGAACAACAAGCGGAAGUGAACAGGAAUAGGGAGGAGCUUCUCACACUCUUCCUAACAGUCAAAGUGCAGAAGGAGGAGCACAACUCCCGCCUCAACCAGGCGAAGAUCAAGCGGGCCUGGCGCGUCAUCCUCCGCCAGGCGCGCUCGCAACGGCUGUGCGAUGACAUCAUCAUCUCGAGACAGACCUUCGAGCGACAGCUGGACGGCCUGGACGACGUCAUCAAGAGCUUAUCAGGUGACCUCGAGGAGGCGGAGCGUCAGUGUUGCCGCGUGCGUCGUCUUCACCUUCAUCACGUCGAGCGUCUGCGGGCCGCGCUGGACGAGCGCGCGGCGUCGGUGCGGCGCCGCUGGGAGGGAAAUCUGCGAGACGUCUGCCGAGGCUUCGCGGCGGAAGAGAGGAACAAGAUGGCGUCGCAGCGCGGCGGUCCGGAGGACCUGGCGUUCACGUUCAUCGCGAGUGACGUCCACGCGGCGUACGGCGACAUCGUGGCGGCCCAUCGCGUCGCUCGGCGGGAACGAGUGGCGGCGCCGCGCGACGCGGACGACGAGCGGUGCCAGAAGCGGGAAGCGGAACGAGCGCGCAGCCCCGCCCGACUUCUGAUGUCCGGGAACCGAAGACCGCUCGACGACACCGGCAAGGACGUGGCGAGAGUGCGCAGGCUGCAGGCCGCCGUCACGGCGCUGCGUGCGAAGCUGAGCGCGUUCCAGACCGAAACGGCGUCCGAGGCGGACGCGCUGGCGGCGGCGAGCGCCGAGGUGACGGCGAAGACUCACCGUCUCCGUGACGACCUGAGCGAAGCUCGCCGGGCGUCCGGAAAACGUCUGUCCGUCCUGGCCCUCCGAACGGACGCCGCCUCGCGGAAGCUGCGGACGGUCGUCGCAAAGGGCGAGAAGGUUUUGCAGGCCGCCUCCGUCUGCAGCAAGAUACAACACGCGACGUCUUCUUGGCCACACGGUGGCGAAGACGAGCAGCCGGGAGCGGCGCGACCGCCCAAGACAUUUCCAGAAGUUCAUCAGCUGACUCGCCGCCUCAACCGGGCCCUGCUGCAGCGAGACGCGCUCACCGAACGCGGCAAGGAGCUGCGUCGAGACAACCGUCGGCUCGGGGAUCUGCUCCGCCGCCGCCUGGACGGCGUGACGCUCGGAGGAGGGCGAGACCUCGUCGCCGUCGAGGGCUCGGCCGUCCUCGGCCUCGGCCGCGUCGUCAAAAACUCGCUCGUGUAACGAGUGACGAGGCGGGCCUUGACUCUGGCGGUGCGACGUCCUCGCAAUGAAAACAAAUGCCAGUUGGAAGACUAGAAAAAAUACUUUAAUUGUGGUACUCAUGCAGGACACCAACAGGAAGUAAUAACGCGUCACGUGGUAAACGUCAGCUGCUCGCCACACCAGCAAUCCCUUAAGUUAAAACAAAAUAUAAGCCAAUCGGGAGGCAGCGUGGGCUCCAGGGUGGCUUCUGAUUGGACAUCUCCUCCCGGAGUCUUGACUGCCUAAUAUGGACAUCGAAGCGUGAGAAUGGCGGCAGUGAGCGACGUGGUUCCGCCCCCCCGAGCGGAUGCUAUGCGGUCAACCAAUCGGCGGAGGGGCUCGGAAAAAUAAAAUCAAAUAAAUAAAAUAUCAAUGAGUUGGCAGUUAUUUCCUGGAUUUUGACUGACAGUUGCCAUGA